CUAAAGCCGGUUGUUGCGCUGGAUCGACAUCUUUCUUGCUUGCUUUCCGUCGCCGUUUCCGCCCGGCUCCCCGAUCAACAAACAGGACCACACAAUGCGAAUAUCUUAGCUGCGAAAAUGGGUGCUAGCGACUCGAAGCUCGUCUUCAAAAAGGGCAUCUUUCGGUUGUCCGAGGAACGGCAUAUUCCCCCGGGUGAUGCCUACUGGUCCUCUUUCUGGGAACUGCCCGAAUCACCCGAAGAUAUCUUCAGCCUCUUUACCCCCGCCGAUGUUCGCCGAACUCGCGACAAUGCGCUCGAGAACAUCGAGAGCUUAGUCCAGGCCGUAACGAACCGCCUGUUCAUGCUCCGUCACCACCCCUCCUUUCCCGAUCCCGAAAUAGCUCCCGAUAGAGAAGCCCUCAACUGCAUCCGAGUUCUCACACGCAUUCUCCCCUUCAUUUACGAAAAGGAAUCGUUGCAUCAGUGGGAAGACAAGCUGUUCUGGUCUCCAAGGCGCAAGCCCACGAGGAAGUCGUCCAUCGCCAACGAGAUUCUCUUUGACGGCGGGCAGGACGUGCAGCCCAAGCCUCCCGUAGAGGAGUUUGAGGAUGCGAAGCCACUCGCCGAAGAACUCAUCGACGCCCUGCUCGACUUCUUGUUCUACUCCGACCUCACGGUCCCCAAGGCCCCGCAUGGCAAGCCAAAGGUCACCUACGCCAUUUGGCAGAGCGGCGUGGGAUGCAACACGUCGAUCCCAACCACGAGGGAACACGAGAGUAACCGCUGCGAGAUCCUUCGCCUGCUCUUAACUUUGGCGGGCCAUAGCUUGUACCUCUCGCCGAGCGUAUUGCCGCAGCAAGGGACCAAGGCGCUCACUUACAUGUGCACCAACUCGGACAAGCAGGUGGUACUCUCCGUGCUGUGCUCGCUGUUGAACACGACACUUAAAUACAACCCGGCCAGCUGGCGGGUGCCCUAUAAUGCCCUGGUCUUCAAGGAUCCCAAAGAGAUUCUCGUCACGUACACUCUACAGCUCCUGUUGGCGACCCUGCUCUAUCCCAUCCCAGAGCAAGCUGGUGUUGCGACACCCAAGAACUACUACCGCCACUUCCUCGGCCGGCUGCACCGGCCACAGGACUUCCAGUUUGCCGUGGACGGGAUGACGCGGAUACUGAACCAGCCCCUCCAAACCAACUCGUCAUACAUACCCGGAGCCCACUCCUCUGUGAGGUUUGCCCCCGAGAUAAUAAUGUUGUUUUGGGAGAUUACUCAGUGCAACAAGCGGUUCCGAUCCUUCAUCAUCGACACGGAGAGGGCAUAUGACUUCGUCAUCCUGAUUUUGUUCUAUGCCCUCGAGUACAAGGGGGAUGCCUCGAAGCAGGGCGUGGUGAGGAUGUGUGCUUUCUUGCUGCAGACCCUCAGUGUGGAAAAGAACUUCGGGGUGAACCUGAACAAGCCGUUUGACGCGCAGGAUACGUUGCCCCCUGCCAUCCGCAUUACCGGGUUCAGGGGCACGUACGGGGACUUUCUCCUCCAGUCCAUUUUCGUGCUCAUCACUACGAGCCAGGGAAAGCUGACGGCCAUAUACCCUGCGCUCUUGGCCGUCAUUAACAACAUCGCCGCAUAUCUGGAGGGGCUGAGCGGGCCAACCUGCGCUAGAAUCAUGCAAUUGUUCAACUCAAUGGCUUCCCCGUCCUUCCUUCUAGCCAAUGACAGCAACCACAGCCUUCUGCGGUCAUUGCUGGAGGCCAUCAAUGCCAUCGUUGAGCACCAAUUUGGCAAAAACCCCAACUUCAUCUUUUCCAUUCUGAGGAACAAAAAGCGAUUCGAGGCAUUGCGUUCGCUGACGCUAGAAAGCGGCCAGGAGGAGAUAGAGCGACGCAACCGACGGAGGAAAGACAGCGUAACCUCCCACGACCCACUGGAGCCCAAUUCGACUAGGAGUUCGAUGGAGAGCAUCAUGAGUCCGACGGCACAGCCUUCAAGGGCACCGACACUUGGCGAUGUUCCGGAGGAGGACAAUACCUUCGCGAUCGGUGACGACGAUGACGAAGAUGAUAGCGACGAGGAAGCGCGGCCGACACCGGCAGCCUCAAGCCCGAGUGACAACCCGUCAGCGGCUUCUUCUGUAGCAUCAGCGGCAGACGACGACGUACCGAGACAGCUGCAGGGCAUGUCAGAGAAGGCCCGAGGGAAAAUGCCGGCAGGGGCGGCCAACUUCUCCCGCCAAAAUAGCACCACCAGCCUGGGAAGCCCUGCUGCUGGCCAGUCCAUGUCUGGGCAGUUCGAGCCGUCUGCCCACUGGAUGGACAGCUGGCUGCCCGAGUUACCCCUUCACACGACGCUGACUGUCCUGCAGCAGCUGUCGGUCCUGGUCCCCCGCCAGGCUUUGGCAUCGGACGCGCCCUCGCCUGCCACGAUCGCUAAGAUUCGCGAGGUGCAUCUCGUUGGAGUCGAGCCGUCGCCGGUCCGGGUGCACUCGUUUGAGUGGUCGCCGCUGGCGCUCGGAUGGUACGAGUCACUGCUCUGGGGCUUUAUAUUUGCUAGCGAGAUGCAAGUGUCAAAGGGAACCGUGGGUGUGUGGAACUCAACGCAGAUCAAGCUGUUCCGGGUCCAAGAGACGGCGGCGCAAGGCCCAACGUUCACCUCGCCUCGCGGUGCCGUGGAUGCGGUGGGCAGUAAUAUUGUAUCGCGGAUUGGAUCAAUCAAUCUGCGAGGUGUCGGAAACCCAUCCGCGCCAACACUUGGGAAUGGGCAGCCUCCUGCACGAGGCACAUAGAUGGCCCGUGGCGCCGAGGGGGCAGAGGAAUGAGACCAAACAUACCGGUCGUCGGGGGUAGGCGCACAGCCUCGGGGGUGGUCUUUUACGGGCACGAACAUGUGGAUACGGGAACAACGAGCGAUCGAGUGUUGGAUGGUAACACAGCUACACGGCCUAGAGGGCGACGGGAUUAGUGACUUACUUUUCUGGGAAUCAGAGUUAUCAAGUAUUUCUCCGCCCGCCCAGAGCGGACACCUGGAUUGCUGCCGCGUAA
Molecule: messenger RNA, 3016 nt
Organism: Chaetomium fimeti
Lineage: Eukaryota; Fungi; Ascomycota; Sordariomycetes; Sordariales; Chaetomiaceae
Product: high-temperature-induced dauer-formation protein-domain-containing protein
Exons: 5
Coding region: 118-2760 (880 amino acids)
Cellular component (GO): Golgi trans cisterna; membrane; Golgi medial cisterna
Source: RefSeq, a predicted model, not a curated record